Messenger RNA from Leguminivora glycinivorella, 7513 nucleotides. RefSeq lists its product as uncharacterized. Lineage: Eukaryota; Metazoa; Arthropoda; Insecta; Lepidoptera; Tortricidae. The transcript has a single exon. Bases 841 to 3987 code for a protein of 1048 amino acids. Gene Ontology annotation, molecular function: DNA-binding transcription factor activity; RNA polymerase II cis-regulatory region sequence-specific DNA binding. The record is from RefSeq and is a predicted model, not a curated record. Gene Ontology annotation, biological process: regulation of transcription by RNA polymerase II.
GUGGGUGCUAUCGCUAUCCUACUCGGACGCAGCAUCACCGGACAUUUCGACCGGGCAUUUCAAUUUUGAGAAAGAGUAGGACCAGCCGCGUCCCUCGCACCCCGCGCCCCGUGUGUGCCGUCUCACUCGCUCCAAGGACACACAAAAGGACGAAGGAGCGAUAACUUCAUCACAGCGUGGCGCUCUCACUCGCACGCACGCCUUGGUGGGGGACGACGUUGCGAAUUGUUAUUGAAGUCAUGCCCCCGAAGGCGACUUCGGGAAGGCUGUCAGUUGCUACUAAACGUCCGCUCGCAACGUUCGUACCCAGGUGACCCGUGUGGCCUCCGCUCUAAGUGCCGGCAGUGCACUACAAACUAUAUCGUCACGCGUCUCCGGGUUUUAAACAAGUGCCAAUUGUUAUUUGUUUGUUAACUUUGUGAUAAAACAUUAAGACUUUGUGAACUCUUUCUGUGCUUAUAAAUAUUUUUUUUGGAGAAACUUUAUUAUAUAAAAGAACAAGUGAUACGAAUAAAGUGUUUUCGGAGUGGCACAGUCGCGAGUUGGGAGCGCUCGGUUGACGUUUGUUUUGCCGGUGCCGAGCCAGGCGAGUGUUUACGCCGCGCACGUGGUGCGCCGCCCGCCCGCGCGCGGAAAUGCCGCGAAAAACUUUCUUCGACAACACCGCUGUAGUAUAAGCUGAGUUGAGACGAGGGGUGACGGGCCGCGACCAUGACUUUUACCUGUAGCGCCUGAUUGAUGCAGUGCGGACUUCAUGUACGUCGAGACGAAGACUGUUGCUUUUUUAUUAUUUUUUUUUCGUUGGAGGAGACGGUGUUCUCCGCUGGGUUGAUGAUUUAAAUGGCUAACAGCAGCGCAGUGUCGUCGACCUUACCGUCGAGGGAUUAUCAUUGUGAAGUUUGUGACCUUUACCUGGACACUGUUGAUUCUUUAAAGGUACAUGUUCAAUACCACAAAGAAAAUUUAUAUGCAAAGUGGAGUACGCAAAACUCACAAAAUGAUAGUGAAAACAACAACGGAACAAAAGUGAAGAACGAGACGACCGUUUCGGCUCCAGCCGACUCGAGUGACAAUAUGAUCACGAAGCCGAGUCCGGAGUUCCAACAGCGGGCCACGCCGGAGACCUCGGCGCAGUUCCCUCACCCGGCGACACCCCAGAGCUACCACAGCGCUCCUUCGCCCUACCAAAAUCCGGACCAGACAAAUUUUUCACCGGGACCACAGUUUGGUAACAACUAUUCACAUUCUGGGUUUCCUCAAGGCCAACAUCCUGAUCAAAUAAAUUGGGAACAGUCACAAUACAACCAAGAUUACCAUAAACCUAAUCGCUUCCACCCAUACAACAUGCAAGAAAGGGUUUCGCAAGUGUCAUCUUCGAGUCCGCUGUAUGGACAGCCACUAAACCAGCCGACGCCGUCGCCAUCCCCGAACCAGUGUGAUAAAUGUGGCUUUGUGUGCGACUCCGCGGUGCAGCUCAACGAACACUGCAACUCGGCUCACGCCGGCUCCAGUGCGAGCGCCUCCUCUGCAUCUAUGUCAUUUCAACAAUUUCCUCCAAAACAGUAUAACAAUUCCGGCUACCAGAACGAUAACACAAAGAUUAAAGAAGAACACGAAGAGUCGUCAGAUAUACUGGAUUUGGAUUCUCAAAAAGUUGUUUAUCAAGGAAAUGAAGGUGAGCAACCCAAUUCUUCAUAUGAUCAAAAUGCACCUCAAGGGCGUGAAGUAAACCCACGUACUGUACCUAUGAUGCCCUGGGAAACACAAAAGCUGUACAGCAAUCCACAACUCAAUGGGGACGUUUCUUUAUUUAAAGAUCAAAAAAUGUUUGGUGAUAAAACUUAUGCAGCUGAUACUAAAAUAUUUCAUCAAGAUCAGAAAUUCCCGUAUGUUCAAGACAAGUUUCUUGCCGUUCACCACGAUCAAAAGCCAUUUAUGCAUGUCGAACAAAAGAUAUAUCCUGGGGUACAAAUGCCGCCGCUGACCGAUUAUUCUGGGACUGUGGCUUCUUCCAAUCCUGAUAUGAAACCUCCGUAUAGACCGUAUGACUCACCUGCGGCGCCGCAAAUAACAAGCACGCAACCGACAAACCCAGCAUCUUCUGCUAUGCCCUCUAUGGGUGGAAAAGGAGCCAACUGGAAGUCUAAUGAAGCACGGAGACCCAAAACCUACAACUGUACUGCUUGUAACAAAUGGUUUACAAGCUCGGGUCAUUUGAAACGGCAUUACAAUACCACCUUACAUAAAAAUGCAGUAAGAUCGUCUGGCCAGCCCGAUCCAGCUACUAUGCCCAUCUCAAAUCAUCACCACCCGAGCCGCGAGACGUUACAAGCGCGCGCCGCACAGCAGGCCGCCGACUCCAACACGCAGAGCCCCGUGCCCUCUGAGGACGGGCGCAGCGUGGACGACGCAGCGCUGCAGUCGCCGUACGCUUCGCAGAGCUUCGACCGGUCUCAUCGUGUCGCCUCCAUGCAGUCCAAGUCGCCGUACACGCAUCUUCAACAGGGUAAUUUAGAUAAUAAUUUCAGUAAUAAUCCAUUAGCCAAUCACCCUUUACAGCAUCAGGCAGGUUCUCAUACGCUCAACAUAGGUAGUCAACCGCCUGGCAUAGGUAAUCCGGGAGACAAUAAUCAUCAGGGUACUAAAGGCGUCCCUAUUACUACAUCAGGGAAUCCCCCAAACGGGGAAGCAGGUCCCUCUGUUUCUCAAAAUCACCAUAUGAGGGGCCUGCUAUCAGUGUCAACCAGCAAUAUUUCAACUCCAGCUCUAACUCAGACUACGCCGGCGCUUACACCGCACACGCUGCCGCCGUUCAGUCAUUUGGGUGUCAACCCGUACAACCCGAGGUCUACGGAUCCUUUGGGGGGUUCGGUUCCGGACCCCACGCACACCCCAUUAUAUUUGGGUCAGAAUUUUCAGCAGACUAUAGCGCCGAAUUACCCAAACGGGAUGGCCCCCCACGUUAUGGAUAUGGCUAUCAACAACCUGCCUAUAGCCAAUCCAGUUACUUUUGGUGAAUCUUCACCUGAAACAUCUGAAGUGAUGGAACAGGACGCAUCGAACCAGUCUGCCAGCGUGCGAUUGCCAAGCUUCGCACAGCUGCAGACGCAACGGUUCGGCGUGUACGUGUCCAACUAUAUAACAUCGCCUAACGUGGGGGGUCAAGUUAUUGCUGAUGAGUCUUCCGCCGGUUACAUAAUUGUCGAUCCGGUUCACGCUCCCUUGCAAUAUACAAAUAUCGAAAUCGGUGGACAGAGUAUGGAUUAUGAAUAUAGUUUAGCUCCCCGACCAGUUAAAGAAGUCGUUUCUUAUAAUCCUGAUAAUUUAAAGAUAUAUCCGUACGGUUACGCGGUAGGGGGGAAAACGAUAAAGCGAGAAGACGAUUUUAUGCGCACGGAAUCAAGUGAGCUUCAAAUAUUAAAAAUAGAAGAUAUUAUGGAUUACGCAAAUAAAGAAAACUACAGUACGCAAAUGAAAUCCCCGGCUAGUCCCGAGAGCGCCAAAGCUGAGAAUGAGAGUCGAAGUUCUCCAUUAAUAACUUCAACGGUUCCAAAUACUCCGCUGUCGGAGAGGAACCAGCUGAAGAAGAGCGCGCCCGCAACUGUGCACAAGUGCUACGAGUGCGACAAGCUGUUCAACAAGGCCUGCUACCUGACGCAGCACAACAAGACUUUCCACUCGGGGGCCAAGCCCUUCAAGUGCGACCGCUGCGGCAAGCGCUUCUCGGACGACGUCUCUUACGACUGCCACUACAUGAAGCACACUGACAAUAAACCCUUCAAGUGCAACGAGUGCCCCAAGUCAUUUAACCAUAAAACUGAUCUGCGCCGGCACAUGUGCCUGCACUCCGGCUGCAAGCCCUUCGCCUGCGAUCACUGCGGCAAAGGGUUUAUAAGAAAGGAUCAUAUGAUAAAGCACUUUGACACUCACAUUAAGAAAAACUUGCGUACCUCUUCCUCGCCAUCGUCUUCAACAUCGCCAUCGUGAAUGACCUGCAUAGUUUUCAUAUCGUCGUCCUGGUCAGGGACAAAGUAAAGUUGUCGUGUAGACAUAUCAUUUGAAAUUUACAAAGUAGCAACUUUGCAAUAUAGUUUAACUUUGAAAGUAGGGUCGUAGGUUAUAAACGUUAGAUCUGAGCAUUUCGUUGUUCGUGCCGCGGCGCUGAUUAUGCGCCGGGCCCGGGCCGCGCCGAGCCCCAGGCACGACGCGCAACGCGGGCGCACACAUCCAGUUCGCUGGCUCACUUUUUUGUUGUUCAUUCAACCUAACCUUGUUUUCGGUGCAAGGUGACUUUACAUGCCUGGGCGUCUGAGCUCUUAAACAUGUAAUUAUAUGACGGAAUGUUAGUCCGCUCUAACAAUUUAGCAGACCCGUAACCAUAUCAAUUUUAUACAUAUGAGCAUGGACAAAAUAUCAAAGUUAUUAGUCAAAUUUUCAAUAUUUGCGGAUAAUUUAUAUACUAUAUUCAUUAUACAUUGUUUUACUAAGUAUAUAUUAUGCAUAUUAUGCUACUUCGACGUUUCUUGGUUGUCAUGUUAAUAAGAACGUACAUCUUGUUUUGUACACAAGUUAAAAUAUUUUUUGUAAAUAUAUUGGGACUUAUUUGCCAGACAUUAAUAUGAUAAUAGACUUAUUAUUUAUAAGAGAUGACUUUCUUUUGUUUAGGUUUUAUAAAAAAACCAAACAUGGCAUUAUUAAGUAGAACUUUAUCAACAUCGACGAGUCAAUAAAGAUCACAGUCCAGUGAGUGCGAAGCGCCAGCGUGGCGCGCGGCGCGCGGCGCGCGCUGGAGAGAGUGGAGAGCUCACCGCGUCGCGCGGCGCCCUGGCGAUAUUCGCAUCGUUCUUGUUCUAGUUUUAAUUUUUUUAAUAUUGACUUGUAGAAAUAUUUUCAGGUGCUUCCUAUUAUUAUUAUUUUUCUGUUAAAAUUUGUUUAAAUGUUAAGCUAGUUAACUACUUUGUUUAAAUUUCGGAAUGUUUUACGUAAAACAAAUUUAUGUCCGAUUUAAGUUACCAAUUUGUUAUUUGAACGAAUUUAGUUUACAAACAUUCCUGUUUCGUUAGUGGUAGGAAAGUAGUCUUCCUGAACGUUGCCAAAUUAUUACCGCCAACUGUCUGUUGCGAAACGAUUUAAUUUUUGUAAGUUCUAGCUUAAUAAUAUCUAAUGAAAUUCUCUAGCAAUAAUUUAACUAAUAAUAAUAAUGUAAAUGUUUUUUUGUAUAGUAUUAAAUAAAAUUAUCGUGAGUAUCGGUAAAUGUACUUAAAACAAUAUCGAAUGAAAUCUUUGUACAUAAUUGUGAGAAAACUGUUUGGUUAUAAUCAACAAAGUAGAACAUAUCAAGGGCGAAAUGUGCGUCUGAGUCAAAGUACCUCGCCGCAAUCGUUUCGUGGCGCGCUCUCUCGCCUCGCCUCGCCCGGCGCGGCGGUGGAGCGCGGCCCGAGGCGCGAGCCGCGAGACCCGCGGGGUACGUUGACACACUGGCUUUUCAAUCCAUAUCAUUGGUCUAUUACCAGAUUUAGCACCUACUAAAUAUUUGUUUACCUUCGACUAUAUGUGCAAUAUGAACAUUACGAUGGAAUUAAUUUUGAUAAUGUUUGUAUUUGAAUGUUGAUUAUAUUGCAGAAGUAUUUUUAUACAAAUAGAAUAGCACUUACAAUAUUAAUCUACCUCAUCAGUGACUAUAUCUAUCGAAGAGCCGAUAUAAUAAUUAACUAUACAUUGUUGUUUCGUUCAAUAGAAAGCAAUAAAUAACUGUUCAUCAUACAAUUUUGGACCCAGUUGGCCUACCUCCUAGAUAUGAAUAAAUUUUUAACAUAUUUUGUACAAUAUAGUAGUUAAGUGGUGACUAUACUAACUUAUAAUACGGCAGUCGCUGGUGUCCGUUCUCGUCCCGGUUUCGGCCGCGACGCGACACGCGACGUGCGACAGCGCGCAGGCACACGCGCCAAGGUACUGUAUAGUGUAUACCAUACCAAGUACCUACAUAAAGUACUAAAUUUGUAAACAUACGUACAAACUGUUUUAAGCAGAAUAAACAAUAAAGUAUAAGUUAAUAUUGUUGAGAAAAAAUUUGUAUAACAGAAGUUUUCUUCAUAGCAAUAAUGAAACAAAAUGAAACAAUUAUGAAACUUAACUACCUCAUGUAACGAGUAAUAGGAUUAAAAUGGCGUUGUUGUGAGGACGGGCCCCGGGCUGCCGCUGCCGCCGUUCGCCGCUGAAACCGAUUACCUCAACUUGCCUUCCGUCUUGUACUCCGUAGUAUAAUGUAGUGGGUGCCGCGGCAUGUGGCAUGCGGCAUGCGGCUGCGGCACCAGCGCACUGCGCAGGCGAGGCGGCGGCGGCGCGCUCACCGGUGUCCGAGAGCAGAUAAAUAUAUAUUUUAGUAGACGUGGUUAUCUUUCAUACCGUUUAAAGCACACACUUAGAAAUAACAGUUUAAUUUUCACUAAUGUAAAUAUUAAAAUAACGAUAAAUUUGUUAUUUAUCAUAUUCUAUUAUCGUAUCCAUCGAUAGACUUAUUUUGUAAUAAGUUUAACGUAGUGAUUACAAGUUUAUAACAAUAGUUCAUAAGUAUAAUUGAGAGACGUAAGUUUAUGUGAUGAUUAUGUUUGUGUAUAACGAUUAAUUUAAAUAUCAGUUACCAGGUGAUUUCUGUUACAUUGAGUUGAGUAAAAUUGGGAAAGUUAUAUACGAUAAGAUGUUGUUUUCUUUGAAUUGUUCCCUCGUCCGAUCAUGUCGAUACUUCUGUAGCAAAGACAUAUAAGGAGUGAUGUUGAAUUGGUUUUUUUUAUUCAAAGGAAAUUUGUUUACAAUAAGCGUAGCGCAAAUUUUACUGGUGCCCGGGCUCGGGUCAGCUCCCGGCAGCCAGCGCGCCGAGCGGCCGCCGCGCCGCGCCGCGCGCUGCUGGCGCGCGCUGGCUCCUGCCUACGCACUCUAUAGACCUAAGUUUUACUAUAGCUACCUUAGAUUAAGGCGACAGAUCUGUUAACACCGCUAUGGCGAAAGUUUACUUCUAUGUCACUGCAUUGCGUUACGAUUUGUUCACCAGUUCGUACUCAAACAACGAUUGCUAAAAUAUAGUAUAUACCUAUACCAUUCUAAAUUAUGUGAUACUUGCCUUGGUAGCAUACAUUAUAAACGUGAGUUAAGUAUGUACUGAGAACAAAUCAAAUUAUAUUUAAUAUGCGAAAAUGGUGUAUGUUUCUCGCUCCGCGAUUUUUUCUGUUAUUUAGGUAUCGCAGCGAGAGUUGAGCAUCAAGUUCGUGUGCCCUUUCCAUACGUGACACCUGUGUCCGACGACAAGCCACUGUGAACCUCAAGUCUCGCAGCGCUACCGGUACUAUGUCUAUUGUUUUGUAUUUUUAUUCCCAACACCCGGAGUCUACUGUACCUAAGGACUUGUUCGCUCAAGUACGUACGUAUUGUAUGUAUAGUCACCCUAAAUUACCUACUCGUUACCUGUAGCUUUAGUGGUUGUUUCUGAUCUGUCAGUAAAUAUAAAUUUAAUGUGAAA